AAUCUGUAUAUAUGAUUAUUGUAUUUAUAAAAUUUGGAAACCUGUUAUUAAUUUAGAAUAACAGCAGAUAAAAAGAUAUUAAAAUGAAAAAUUGUAUUAAGGAAAUAAGUGUAAUUGUCACUUACAAACGACAUAUUUACAUAAAAUUAAAUUUUAUUUAAUUGCAGGAUAAAGAUCUAAGUGUAUGCGAACAUCCAUUAUCAGAUAUAACGAUUGCUGGAGAAGCAGCUCAUCCACUUCCUCAAACAUUUCAUGCAUUGUUGCAGACUAUAUCAGAUUUAAUGAUGCUUCUUCCUAUGGGUUCAGCAUUACAACAAAUGGCAAUGAGAUGUUGGUGUUUAAAAUUUCAGCCUUCUGAUCAUAGUUUUUUACACAGAAGUCAUGUCUUUUCAAAUAUUAGCAAGAUUUUAUCAAGAACGGAAGAAGAAGGUGAAGAUGUAGGAAAUACAUCCGCAGAUAGCAGUCAGGUGACAGCAGUCGUCGAAUCUUUGAAAGACGUUACAUCAUUAGUCGAUAUCAAAGCUUCUAGUCGUCAAGCUAUGGUUAACAGUUUAACCGACAAUUCGACGGAAACAUUUUGGGAAAGCGGAGAUGAAGAUCGAAAUAAGACAAAGAGUCUCACUCUGAUAUGUAGUAUACAAGCUAGACCUAAAACUGUUUAUGUUCACAUUGAUAAUUGUAGAGAUUUAGGA
This is a messenger RNA of Centruroides sculpturatus (bark scorpion), 692 nucleotides long. RefSeq names its product E3 ubiquitin-protein ligase MYCBP2-like. The record is from RefSeq and is a predicted model, not a curated record. Gene Ontology annotation, cellular component: nucleus. The annotation marks the transcript as partial. NCBI's taxonomy places the organism in Eukaryota, Metazoa, Arthropoda, Arachnida, Scorpiones, Buthidae. The transcript has 2 exons.